AUGAUGAAGGGGGAGCCGCUCGAGCUCGAGAUCGAGCUCGAGCUCCCCCGCCUCGGCUCGUCGGCGUUCGCGCGGUACAGGCCUCCUCCGCCCCCGUUCUCUCUCGAUUUGGAACCCCCGAGCACCCCUGAUCAUUUCCCCUUUCUCCCCCGCUUCUUUUCCAGACGAAAACGACCGGAACCGUCGACGCCCGAAGCUCCUCCGCCGCGUGACCUCGUCGCCGGCAAACCAGGCCACCCCGGCGACCGCAACCACCUCCACCCGAACGGCGACCCGAUGCUGAGUCCAGCCGUACCCUCGCCCGACCUCGCCGUGCCCUACAUCGACGGUGAGCUCGCCGACCCUUUAUCGCAGGAGCCGCUCGAGCUCGAGAUAGAGCUCGAGCUCCGCCGCCUCGGCUCGUCGGCGUUCGUGCGACGGAAACGGCCGAAACCGUCGACGCCCGAAGCUCCUCCGCCGCGUGACCUCGUCGCCGGCAAACCAGGCCACCCCGGCGACCGCAACCACCUCCACCCGAACGGCGACCCGACGCUGAGUCCAGCCGUACCCUCGCCCGACCUCGCCGUGCCCUGCAUCCACGCCGGUGAGCUCGCCGGCCAUUCAUAG
Messenger RNA from Aegilops tauschii subsp. strangulata, 606 nucleotides. NCBI's taxonomy places the organism in Eukaryota, Viridiplantae, Streptophyta, Magnoliopsida, Poales, Poaceae. The record is from RefSeq and is a predicted model, not a curated record.